Eimeria maxima is the source of this 2601-nucleotide messenger RNA. RefSeq lists its product as hypothetical. The transcript has 3 exons. Lineage: Eukaryota; Apicomplexa; Conoidasida; Eucoccidiorida; Eimeriidae. The record is from RefSeq and is a predicted model, not a curated record. The annotation marks the transcript as partial.
AUGCCGCGGAACUCGCUGCUGCCGCUGCUGCUGGUGUUGCUGUUGCAGCUGUUGCAGCUUCUGACGAUGCAGGAAAAGCAGCAUUCGACAGCCGCAACAGCCAUUUCCGGCCUUUUUAGUCUCUCAUGCCUGGCCUUAGGAGCCCCUAUAGCUGCCGCAAUCGCGGCAGGAGCAGCAACAAUAAACGCAGCAAACAGCAGAGAUGAAGAAGAAGUUGUGCGUCGGGGGGCAGCUGCGUACAAUCAACUGCUGCGGGAAUCUGUAGAAGAGGGUGCCGCGAGCGGCUGCUGGCAGCAAGUCAGCGAGCAGCUGCUGCUGCUGCAGCAGCAGACUAUUGAAGACGCCUGCAGCAGCAAAGGAGAGCCCUUUAGAGAGCUAAUUGCUCUGACACGGAUGCGGUACACAAACGUUGGCGUUGAUGGCGGUGCUGUUGCACGAGAUGCGUCAUUAUCUCAUCCCUGCUUGCAGCUUAACGAAGUCCUAAGACAGCUGCAGCAGCUGCAGCAGAUCCAACAGCUGCAACAAUUGUCAACAGGGGAGUGGGACGACAAAGACGAGCAGCAGCAGCAGCAACAGCGGCACCAACAGGAAGAGCCAACAGGGGUGGCAACUGAAACCACAGCAGAAGAAAACGCAGACGCAGCAGCAAUAGCAGAGAAGAAGGUGGAAUUGAUAUUUGGGGAUCAGAGCUCUCCUCUUCUGCAGCUGCAAGGGCUGCAGCAGCGGAAGCAGCAACUGUACAGACACUGCAUUGCCCUGACCCGGCGUCAGACUGCUGCCUGCCAGCAGCACAGAGCGAUGGACUUUGGCACAUUUGCCCUCGUCAGAGAACAAAUCAAUCACAUCGACAACAUUUGUUUCUUCUUGCACAGUGCUGAGCGACAAAGGAGGGCUGAGGAAGCCGCUGUCCGUUUGUCUGCCGCUUCCGCUGCCGCUGCAGCUCGAAUGCAGCAGCAGCUACAGCAGCUGGAGCACAUGGGGAAGCUUCAGGAACAGCUGCAGCUGCAGCAGCUGCAAGGGGGAAGCUACAUGCAGCAGCUGCUCCUGCAGCUGCAGCGGGGGUUGGAGGAGUGCUUUACUGUGCUGCAGCAGCUGAAGGCUUUCCACAGAGCAGUAGGGGAAUGGCUGGGAGGCGGAGAAGCAGCGGCUCUGUACUUUGCUGCUGGUGUUGCUGCCUUUUUUUUUACAGUUAGCAGCAGGGUUGCUGCUGCACGCUUGCAGUUGUUUUGUCUUCUUGCUGCUUCCGCUGCUGCAGAGAUAGCGCUGCAUCGCGGUGGGCUGUCCCCUUAUCUCAACAUGCUAAUGCAGCACCAGCACAGGCCACAUUCCGAGUCUCCUGCUUACCCUGCUGGUGCUGCUACUGCCGCCACUGCUACUGCUUAUGGAGUUCCACACAACAGCACCCUGGCGUGGAUUGCCGAUGCCGCAUGGACCGCCGCCGCAACUACAGCAGCAGCAGCAGCUGUUGUUGUAUCUGCUCAUGGAGUGUCUUUGGUGCGUUGGAGCUGCUUUCUGGCUGCCUGUUGGUUGUGGAUGCGCUGCUUCUGGAGCUACACAAGCCCCGAGCAGCAACUGCAGCAGCAGCUGCGGCUGCUACAGGAGCAAGUUUACGGGGUGCGUCAGGAGCUACACGAGGCCCAGGCGGCUGGGGAACCGAGAAUGCAGGAGAUGCAGCAGCUGCUGCAGCAGCUGCUGCAGCGCGUUGCUGCGAAAGACGCAGCCGUGCAGCAGCUGCAGCAGCUCCAAUGGGAAGAGGGGCAGCUGCGGCAGCAGCAGCAACACGAAGCAGAACAGGCACAGGAACAGCAACAGCAGAGCUUGGCCUGUCGUGCGGUGCGGUGGGCAAUUCUUCUGGCCGUCAAGAUCGUCAUCUCAGUUUUCGCUGCCGUCGUUGCAGCAGUAGCAUCAGGUGUACCAGCAGCGUGGAUGUGUUUUCUUCUUCCGUUGAGGGUCUGCGGCUUCCGCAAAGCCUCCGGUGGCCCCGCCGCCUCCUGGAGCAGCAGCACCAGUUCGGAGAGCAGCAGCAGCUCGAACACCAAAAGGAGCUGCACCAGCAAGAAGGAAGACAAUCCUAAUAAUUUGCUCUCUGGGGUGUGUCUCCAGAGUUAUCGCAGCAGAAGAUAUUUGCUGCAGCAGCAGCUGCGGAGGCGUGGGCCUGAAUUGCCUCUGGGGCUGCGGCAGCAGUCCCUGCGAUAUAACGAAGACGAAGGAGAGGCAGCAGAUCCUUCCUACCAACCCUCAACAAGCAGCAGCAGCAACAGCCGCAGCAACGGCACGAGCAGCAGCGAGCCGGAAUACGAGUCUCCUGCCGUGGCUACUGAUGCUGCUGAAACUGCUGCUGUAGAACCGCGCAUUCCCCCUGCUACUGCUGCAGAACCUCCUGCAGCUGCACAGGUGCCACACCAAGAGCAGCAGCAGCAGCCGGCAAAGACGCACUCCUCUCCGCAACAGCAGUCCCCGCAGCAGCCGCCUCUGCCGCAGCAGCGGCAACAGCACCAGCAGGCUGUGCGGCGGAAUCCUGUGAGAGCCUGCCGUGUUUUGAACUUUCGCAGAGUGGAGGACCCUCAGCACCCUGACGUUUUCAUGAGAGAAGUCAUACCC